CCCUCAGCACACGGAGCCAAGAGUUGUAGCAGCCUACAGCACUUGCCCUUAAGCCGAAAGCGUUGUGCUUCUGCAAACAAAUCAACAUGUGUGACGACGAGGAGACCACCGCUCUGGUCUGUGACAAUGGCUCUGGUCUAGUGAAGGCAGGGUUUGCAGGAGAUGAUGCUCCAAGAGCUGUGUUCCCCUCCAUCGUAGGUCGCCCUCGUCAUCAGGGUGUCAUGGUUGGCAUGGGGCAGAAAGAUUCAUACGUAGGAGAUGAAGCCCAGAGCAAGAGGGGUAUCCUCACACUGAAGUACCCAAUUGAACAUGGCAUCAUCACCAACUGGGAUGACAUGGAAAAGAUCUGGCAUCAUACCUUCUACAAUGAGCUGCGUGUGGCACCUGAAGAGCACCCCACCUUGCUCACAGAGGCCCCACUAAAUCCAAAAGCCAACAGGGAAAAGAUGACACAAAUCAUGUUUGAGACCUUUAACGUCCCUGCAAUGUAUGUUGCCAUCCAGGCUGUGCUCUCCCUCUAUGCCUCAGGUCGUACAACUGGUAUUGUACUGGAUUCUGGGGAUGGUGUCACUCACAAUGUCCCCAUUUAUGAAGGUUAUGCCUUACCUCAUGCCAUUAUGCGUCUGGAUCUUGCAGGUAGAGACCUAACAGACUAUCUCAUGAAGAUCUUGACAGAGCGUGGCUACUCUUUUGUCACAACAGCUGAGAGGGAAAUUGUGCGUGACAUCAAAGAGAAGUUGUGCUAUGUUGCUCUGGACUUUGAGAAUGAAAUGGCAACUGCUGCUUCCUCCUCAUCCCUGGAAAAGAGCUAUGAGCUGCCAGACGGACAAGUCAUCACCAUUGGUAAUGAGCGCUUCCGCUGCCCUGAGACCCUAUUCCAGCCUUCCUUCAUCGGCAUGGAGUCUGCUGGCAUUCAUGAAACCACCUAUAACAGCAUCAUGAAGUGUGACAUUGACAUUCGCAAAGAUCUCUACGCUAACAACGUUCUCUCUGGUGGUACCACCAUGUACCCAGGUAUUGCAGACAGAAUGCAGAAGGAAAUCACUGCUCUGGCACCAAGUACCAUGAAGAUCAAGAUCAUCGCCCCACCUGAACGCAAAUACUCUGUCUGGAUUGGAGGCUCCAUUCUGGCUUCUCUCUCCACUUUCCAACAGAUGUGGAUCACCAAGCAGGAAUAUGAUGAGGCUGGGCCUUCCAUUGUUCACCGCAAAUGCUUUUAAAUCGGAGGUUGUUUUGUGCAACAUUCUCUAUGUGCAUGGCUAUUCAUGCAGGCAGAGAAAUCACGCAUGAAACAGACUGACUUCUAACAGAGACCUAAAAGGCAAGUGAUGUCACAGGGCAAAUUCAACCUCUUUCAUCUCAAUUGUUAGGCUCUAUGUACUUGCAAAUUCUCAUUGAAAGUUCAUUGAAUAAGUGAAAAUGUAACAGGAUAACAGAAUAUAUAAAUGUGUGUAUUCAAGCAAACGUUUGCACAUGUAUAGAGUACUUGCUGAAGAGACUCAUGACUCCAACACAAGACUAAUUUUAUGUAUGGGGUUUGCGUUACUUGUUAAAGGACAUGUUCGAGAACAUUUUUAAAAUAAUGGGCUUAAAUGAAAGCAGUCACUUACCGCUAACAAACUACAAAUCUCAUCAUCCUUAAUCAGCUUGAGGAAGAUAACAUUUGUGCGCCCAAGAUUGCCUCCUACAUUAGGGAUUAAUGUAUUUUAACAUCAACAAAUUAAAAAUGCCGACAUCAACAAACUGUACAUUAUUUCUUUGUUUACUAUUUAAAUUACUUAAUCUGA
This is a messenger RNA of Pelobates fuscus (common spadefoot toad), 1787 nucleotides long. RefSeq names its product actin, alpha cardiac muscle 2. The transcript has a single exon. The record is from RefSeq and is a predicted model, not a curated record. Lineage: Eukaryota; Metazoa; Chordata; Amphibia; Anura; Pelobatidae. The coding region runs from base 87 to 1220 and encodes 377 amino acids.